Drosophila navojoa is the source of this 3566-nucleotide messenger RNA. It is a transcript of the gene Polr1B, whose product is annotated as RNA polymerase I subunit Rpl135. Gene Ontology annotation, molecular function: DNA binding; ribonucleoside binding; DNA-directed RNA polymerase activity. The record is from RefSeq and is a predicted model, not a curated record. Gene Ontology annotation, biological process: DNA-templated transcription. Gene Ontology annotation, cellular component: nucleus. NCBI's taxonomy places the organism in Eukaryota, Metazoa, Arthropoda, Insecta, Diptera, Drosophilidae.
AUCGAUUACGUUAUCAGCACGUGCAACGGGAAGAGCCGUUUGACUUUGUUUACGUUUUUAUUUGUGAAAAGAAUUAUUGAAUAAUGGACAAAAUGAAAGAUUAUCCAGUGCUGACAAAUUCACGACCCGAAUUCAAGCAAAUACCAAAAAAGCUAAAUAAGCAUCUAGCGAAUUUGGGUGCACCGCAUGUGGACUCUUUCGAUGAAAUGUUAAGUGUCGGCUUGGGGCAUGUGGCCAAACAUAUAGUGCCACAGUAUUUGCAAACACCUGCCGGCGAGAGGAUUUGGAUAACUAUUGACAGCAUUUCCAUAAGCAAGCCACAGGUGCCGAUGGACGUGAUUGACGUGCGCACACGUGAAAUAUAUCCAACAGAUGCUCGACAAUUGCACGCUUCCUACUCGGGCAUGUGCUCGGUGCGGCUUGCCUGGUCUGUGAAUGAACUAGAAAAACCCUCCAUCAAUAUAGAUCUAGGCGAAGUGCCAGUCAUGCUCCGUUCAAAAGCCUGCAACUUGGGCAGCGCAUCGCCCGCGGAGAUGGUGAAGCAUGGCGAACACGACAGCGAAUGGGGCGGUAUUUUCAUCAUACGCGGCAAUGAGAAAAUCGUUCGCAUGCUCAUCAUGACGCGACGCAACUAUCCGAUCUGUGUGAAGCGCUCCUCGUGGAAGGAUCGCGGUCACAAUUUCAGCGAACUAGGCAUCAUGGUGCAGACAGUGCGAGACGAUGAGAUGUCCUUUACUAAUGUGUUGCACUAUCUUAACAAUGGCACCGCUCGUUUCAUGUUCUCGCACUACAAACGGCUGUCUUAUAUACCCGUUUGUCUCAUACUCAAGUGUCUCAUGGACUACACAGACGAGCAGAUAUAUAAUUGUCUGGUUCGGGGUUACGAAUCGGAUCAAUACUAUUUGACCUGUGUGCAGAGCAUGCUACGUGAAGUGCAGAACGAGGGCGUCUACACAUCGGCCCAAUGUCGCUCAUUCAUCGGCACGCUGUUUCGGUCACGUUUCCCCGAGGUACCGGAGUGGCUGCCAGAUGAGGCAGUAACGGAAUUUAUCAUGCGCGAACGCAUUAUGGUCCAUUUGAACACUAAUGAGGAGAAGUUCCAGCUAAUCGUGUUCAUGGUGCAAAAGCUAUUCCAAUGCGCUCAGGGAAAAUACAAGGUUGAAAAUGUCGACUCAGCGAUGAUGCAAGAAGUUCUGCUGCCCGGACAUCUCUAUCAAAGAUACCUGUGUGAACGCCUUGAGAUGUGGCUAAUGUAUCUGCGUAAAUGUCUGCAAAAGAAGCUCAAUACCCCGGACUCGCUGGUGAGCAGCAGCAUCAUGACACAGUGCAUGCGACAGGCGGGAGGUAUUGGCCGAGCCAUUGAAUCCUUUCUGGCCACGGGCAACAUAGCCUCACGCAGUGGCCUGGGUCUGAUGCAGAGCACUGGUCUUGUAAUAAUGGCCGAGAAUAUCAAUCGCAUGCGGUACAUGUCCCAUUUUCGCGCUAUCCAUCGUGGCUCCUAUUUCACAACUAUGCGAACUACAGAGGCACGCCAGCUUCUUCCCGAUGCAUGGGGCUUCAUUUGCCCAGUGCACACGCCCGAUGGAACGCCCUGUGGUCUUCUUAACCAUUUGACCCUGACUUGCGAAAUAUCCAAGCGUCCGGAUCCCAAACUGGUGCAAGCUAUUCCAGCUAUGCUCUUAGAAAUGGGAAUGAUACCCUUAUCACAGCAAGCCCAGCCAGAUGCUAAGCUGUAUGUGGUAUUCCUGGAUGGUAAGCACUUGGGUCACAUAUUCCAGACCGAGGCUAACAAAAUAGUGGAGAUGUUGCGUUAUGCCAAAAUAACGGGUAAAGUUCCCGAAAUGAUGGAAAUCGGUUUUAUACCCUAUAAGAAAAAUGGCCAGUUCCCUGGUCUGUUUCUUUGCACGGGCCCCACACGUAUGAUGCGUCCCGUAUGGAAUCUUAAAUGGCGGCGUGUCGAAUACAUUGGCACACUGGAGCAACUGUAUAUGGAAAUAGCCAUAGACGAGAAGGAAAUGUAUCCGGACUUUACCACACAUCUUGAAUUGUCGAAAACUCACUUCAUGAGCAAUUUGGCCAACUUGAUACCCAUGCCGGACUACAAUCAAUCGCCCCGUAACAUGUACCAGUGUCAGAUGGGCAAGCAGACGAUGGGUACGCCCUGUCUAAACUGGUCCAAGCAGGCAGCCAACAAGCUCUACCGCUUGCAGACACCAGCGACACCGCUGUUCCGUCCGGUACACUAUGACAACAUAAACUUGGAUGACUUUGCCAUGGGCACUAAUGCGAUUGUGGCUGUCAUUUCAUACACUGGCUAUGACAUGGAGGACGCCAUGAUUAUCAAUAAGUCAGCCUACGAGCGUGGAUUCGCCUAUGGCAGCAUCUAUAAAUCCAAGUUUGUGCAGCUGUCCAAGAAGCAAAGCUAUUUCGCGCGCCAUCCGCAUAUGCCGGAACUGAUCAAGUACUUGGAUACUGAUGGACUGCCGCAUCCGGGCACCAAGUUAAGCUAUGGUUCGCCUCUAUACUGUUACUUCGAUGGCGAGGUCUCCACAUUCAAAGUGGUAAAAAUGGAUGAGAAGGAGGAGUGCAUUGUGGACAGCGUGCGGCAGUUGGGCAGCUUUGAGGUAAUGCCUCGCAAGACCGUGUGCAUAACGCUGCGUGUUGCACGUCCAGCAACGAUUGGCGACAAGUUCGCCUCGCGUGCCGGACAAAAGGGUAUCUGCUCGCAGAAAUAUCCCGCUGAGGAUUUGCCGUUCACCGAAUCCGGACUUAUACCUGAUAUUGUGUUCAAUCCCCACGGUUUCCCCUCACGUAUGACAAUCGCUAUGAUGAUCGAAACGAUGGCGGGCAAAAGCGCUGCCCUCCAUGGCGGUGUCUACGAUGCAACGCCGUUUCGCUUCUCCGAGGACAACACAGCCAUAGAUUACUUUGGCAAAAUGCUGGAGGCUGGAGGCUAUAACUAUUACGGCACAGAGCGUCUAUACUCUGGAGUCGAUGGACGCGAAAUGACAGCGGAUAUAUUCUUUGGCGUGGUGCACUAUCAGCGACUGCGUCACAUGGUCUUCGAUAAGUGGCAAGUGCGAUCGACGGGCGCCGUUGAGGCACGCACCAAUCAGCCGAUCAAGGGACGCAAGCGUGGUGGUGGCGUACGUUUUGGAGAGAUGGAACGCGACGCCUUGAUUUCGCACGGUGCGUCAUUCCUACUGCAGGAUCGACUCUUUCACAAUUCGGACAAAACGCACACAUUGGUAUGCCACAAAUGCGGCAGCAUCUUGGCGCCGUUGCAGCAGAUCAUCAAGCGCAACGAGACAGGCGGCUUGUCCUCCAUGCCAGAGACGUGUCGCCUUUGCGGCGACAGCAGCAGUGUCUCCAUGAUCGAAAUACCCUUCUCGUUCAAGUUUCUGGUCACCGAGCUGAGCUCCGUCAAUAUAAAUGCCAGAUUCAAGCUGAAUCAAAUUUGAGCUUAGUUAAUCAAUUGUUGACAUACUUAUUGCAUAUUAUACCCAUACCUAUUCAUUAUUUGUAAUAAAGUUACGAGAUAUGAAUGUCUCCUAUAUUGCAUUCCU